CAAGUAUCCUGCUUAUUCUCUGUUCCAAGACAGAUGCCUCAGGUUGUUCGGCCUGUAAAAAUUGCACCUGGACACAGUCCUCUUGGCAGCUGGAAUUUCCCACGCUGGAUGGUAUAGCGCCCGCGGCAAGCCCCCCGAGAGGAAACAUGGCCCACUAGCGUUUCCCAGGACAGGGCAAGGUUUCAGGAUGGCAGCCCAGAGGAUUCGUGCUGCCAACUCCAGUGGCCUCCCGCGCUGCAAGUCCGAGGGGACGCUGAUCGACCUCGGCGAAGGGUUUUCGGAAACCAGCUUUAGUGACGUCAAAGUGCCUUCUCCUAGUGCCUUGCUGGUAGACAAUCCCACGCCUUUUGGAAAUGCAAAGGAAGUUGUAGCAAUCAAGGACUAUUGCCCAACUAACUUCACAACCUUAAAGUUCUCCAAGGGUGACCACCUCUACGUCUUGGAUACCUCGGGAGGCGAGUGGUGGUAUGCUCAUAAUACCACGGAAAUGGGUUACAUACCUUCCUCCUACGUCCAGCCUGUAAACUACCGCAACUCUUCCUUCACUGACAGUGGCAUGAUAGACAAUCUGCUCGAAAGCCCUGACGAAGGAGUCCGAGAGCUAGAUCUGCUUGGAGAGUGGACUGAUGUAAAGAGAAACUCUGCCAACACCCACAGUAACAACCCUUUCUUAAAUGGGGUCCAAACCAAUCCGUUUCUGAAUGGGAACUUGCAAAUGAUGCCCAGCUCAGACAAAGAGUGCACCCCCAAAACCACUGUGGACUUACUGCUGUUUGACACGGCAGCUCCUCCGUUUACAGGGGCCGGUUCUGCAAUGAACAGCAGCAUAAGUAACAUAUUUGUUGAACUUCCAUCCACAAAUGGAUUGGAGUUCGAACAGCCUGUGAGGCGGGACAAUCCCUUCUUCAGAAGUAAACGCUCGUACAGUUUGUCGGAGCUGUCUGUCCUUCAGGCAAAAUCAGAAAUGCCAGCAUCAUCAGGGUUUUUUACUGGAUUAAAAUCGCCUACCCCAGAGCAGUUCCAGAGCAGGGAAGAUUUUAGAACUGCCUGGCUGAACCACAGGAAGCUGGCACGGUCGUGCCACGACUUGGACUUGCUUGGCCAGAAUCCUGGCUGGGGUCAGACACAACCUGUGGAGACCAACAUCGUCUGCAAGCUGGAUAGUUCUGGUGGAGCAGUUCAGCUCCCAGAUACUAACAUCAGCAUCCAUGUGCCAGAAGGACACGUCUCGCUGGGGGAAACACAGCAGAUCUCCAUGAAAGCCCUGUUAGACCCACCCCUGGAGCUCAACAGUGACAAAUGCAGCACCAUAAGCCCAGUGCUGGAGAUUAAACUGAGCAACAUGGAGGUAAAAACGUUCAUCAUGUUGGAGAUGAAAGUGUCGGCGGAGGUCAAGAAUGACAUCGUGAGUCAGAGCUUGGUGGGAUUACAGUGCCUGCGUAGUGACACAAAAGAAGGACCCUAUACACCAAUGCAACUCAGCUAUUCCUAUGGAGACACGAUACAGGUGCAAUUGGAUAACCUGGAACCUUGUAUGUAUGUAGCUGUUGUAGCCCAAGGACAGAAUGUCAUAUAUCCUUACACUGUCUGGGACUACAUCAGUAAAAAGAUCACAGUGGGUGUCUAUGGCCCCAAACACAUACAUCCUUCUUUUAAAACCAUAGUGGCUAUUUUUGGACACGAAUGUGCGCCAAAGACUCUCUUAGUGACCGAGGUUACACGGCAAAUCCACGGCGUGGCGCCCGUGGCCCUGCAGCUGUGGGGCAAGCACCAGUUUGCUCUGGCCCAGCCGCAGGACCUGAAACUCUGCAUGUUUUCCAACAUGACUAAUUAUGAAGUGAAGGCCAGCGAACAAGCCAAAAUCAUCAGAGGCUUCCAGAUGAAGCUGGGGAAAGUCAGCCGCCUCAUCUUCCCAAUCAUGUCCCAUGACUUCAAUGAGCUCUCAGACUUCACGUUGAGGAUACAGGUCAAGGAUGACAAGGACGCCAUAUUGACCCAGUUCUGUGUGCAAACACCACAACCACCUCCUAAAAGUGCCAUCAAGUCCACUGGGCAGAGAAGGUUCCUCAAGAAGAAUGAGGUUGGGAAGAUCAUUCUGUCCUCCCUGGCUGCCAGUAGCAAAUAUCCUGUCUUUCAGGAGCGGCCAGUUGCGAGCCUGAAGUAUGGCAAACUGCUUAAAACUGUAGUGCGCCAAAACAAGAACCAUUAUUUACUGGAAUAUAAGAAAGGAGAUGUCAUAGCGCUGCUCAGUGAAGAGAAGAUCAAACUGAAAGGCCAGCUGUGGACCAAGGAAUGGUACAUUGGCUACUACCAAGGAAAAAUCGGCCUUGUUCACGCCAAAAAUGUGCUAGUGGUUGGGAAAGUCAAGCCCAGCUAUUUUUCUGGACCUGAUCUCACCACCAGUGCAUUGCUUGAGCAAAUCCUGAGGCCUUGCAAAUUUCUGACCUACAUCUAUGCCUCAGUCAGGACUCUGCUUAUGGAGAACAUCAGCAGCUGGCGCUCGUUCGCAGAUGCCUUGGGAUACAUGAACUUGCCGCUCACUUUCUUCUGUCGAGCAGAACUAGACAGCGAGUCGGAACGGGUAGCCUCGGUGCUGGAGAAGCUGAAAGAAGACUGCAAUAAUACUGAGAACAAGGAGAGGAAAUCUUUCCAGAAAGAGCUAAUGGCGGCCUUGCUGAAAAUGGACUGCCAGGGGCUGGUCGUGAGGCUCAUUCAGGACUUUGUGCUCCUGACCACAGCCGUGGAAGUGGCUCAGCGCUGGAGGGAGCUGGCAGAGAAGCUAGCCAAGGUCUCCAAACAACAGAUGGACUCCUACGAAGCCCCCCACCGAGACAGGAAUGGAGCGGUAGACAGUGAGGCCAUGUGGAAACCAGCCUACGACUUUCUGCUAACCUGGAGCAAUCAGAUUGGAGAUAGCUACCGAGAUGUCAUCCAGGAGCUGCACAUAGGGCUGGAUAAGAUGAAGAACCCCAUCACCAAGCGCUGGAAACAUCUAACAGGAACCCUGAUCCUAGUCAAUUCCUUGGACAUACUCCGUGCAGCCGCCUUUAGCCCUCCAGACCAUGAAGAUUUUGCUAUCUGAUGGCGGGGACUCCUGACGUGUGUAACUCUUCCUGGUUUUAGCAGAGGAUAAAAAACAGGCAGGAGCUGACAAAAGGCCAAAGUUUGAACGUUUGCUCUGGGACUGGAAUUGCACAGUGAAGCGGGACUUCUUUUGAGUGUUCUCCCUCAUGUAGAAAGAGUCCAGAAGAGCUGGGUUUUCUCUGCUGAGGGGUUGAUACCAGUUACACAACUUUCUAUUUGUAAAGUUUAACAGUGGGUGGGGGAGAACCCAACACAUUUUUUUUAAGACAUUUGCAAAUAAAUAUCUAAUUUUUUAAUGAGCAGCAAAAGUUGAAACCACUUUGAUGGGAGAGUUGUUGCAUUUUUAUGUUGUGUAGGAACUUUUUUAAAUGAUGACUUCUGAAAUUGACCAUGAAUCAUGUAAAUAUGUAUUUAAAACAAAGCACAUUGUGAAUCUCUCCUUUCCAUUCCCUCAACCCCCCCCACCCCACCACCACCCUCACCCCUUACGAGGUUUUCUAUAGUGUGAGACUCUGGAAUCACUGUUUUAUAUUCACCAUUGCAGUAACUCUGAACCUCAUACAGCCCUGAGAAGAUGUUACAAAGAAAAGCAGUUGUACUUUUUUCCCAGUAGCUCUCCAUGAUCUGGUUUUUUUAUAUAUAUACUUUUUCUAAUGUCUAGAUCUGGAAAUACACAAUACCUAGUUUUCAAAUGUACCACUUAAGUUCUUAACUUGAAGAGUCAGUGCUGCCUUUAGCACUCAGGCAUCCCUCCUGCCUGCUGCUACAAUGAGCAUUCUGGAAGGAGCUGAAAAGAUUUCUGGUUCAGUGGCGUUCCCUCCCCUUCUUCUUCCGCCUUUUGCUUUUUUAGGGACAUUAACUACAAAGGUGCCAGUCUGCUUGAAGGUAACUUUUCUCUCUACUGACUGCUCUGUACUGCAAUAAGAGCAUCUUGGUGAUCUCUGCUGGGGACCUGCAUGCUCCAGAAGCGGUCAGGAGAGAAGAGCUGUAUUAGACAUCAUUUAAAAAAAUGUCUUUACUAAGUUAGGAUCUGAUCCAAAGUUCAUUGGAGUCUGGGAGUUAUUACGUUGACUUAGGUGCCAUUUCAGUCAGCCCCUUAAAGUUUAGGGUCUGAUCCAAAGCCUAUUCAAGUUGGUGGUGAGACUGCCAGUGACUUCCCUGAGCUUUGGAUCAGGCCCCUCAAGGCUACUGAGCUCCAGUCUGCCAUGUAAAUAAUCCUCGGUCAGAGAAAUGGUUCCACUGAGCUGAAAUCUUACCCCUUCUGUGGUUCCUUCACGUGCGACAUCAGCUACCUUUUUUAACAGCCUUUUGAAUGAUCCUCUCUCCCUCCACCUUUGAAAUAUUUCACACAGGGGAAAACAUAUUUUUGCACAGAACGAAGAUGUUUAUUUUGAGUGUGAAAUCACAUAACACAAUAACAAUGCCCCGUGCAAUGGAAAACUGAUGAAAACGUUCCCUAUUAAAGCUG
This is a messenger RNA of Terrapene triunguis (Three-toed box turtle), 4552 nucleotides long. It is a transcript of the gene SH3BP4, whose product is annotated as SH3 domain binding protein 4. NCBI's taxonomy places the organism in Eukaryota, Metazoa, Chordata, Testudines, Emydidae. Gene Ontology annotation, molecular function: protein binding. The coding region runs from base 188 to 3082 and encodes 964 amino acids. The record is from RefSeq and is a predicted model, not a curated record. The transcript has 5 exons. Gene Ontology annotation, cellular component: cytoplasm.